Molecule: messenger RNA, 423 nt
Organism: Conger conger (European conger)
Lineage: Eukaryota; Metazoa; Chordata; Actinopteri; Anguilliformes; Congridae
Gene: pyurf
Exons: 1
Coding region: 136-351 (71 amino acids)
Source: RefSeq, a predicted model, not a curated record
GCCAGAAUGAUUCGGAAAGAUCAGGAAGAAAAGGAGGAUCCGACGACGGAAUAAUUCGAAGAGCGAACAACGCAGUGCUCUAAAAUAUUGUUACAAUUGGACGGAAAGUAUACGUUUCAAGUAUAGAACGCUGUAAUGGUAUUUUCACUGUCCACCGUGACCGUACUGGUCCCAAUAAUCUCAUUGUUGGGACUUUUCUAUUCUGCGAGCGUGGAUGAGAAUUUUCCACAGGGGUGCACCAGCACAAGCAGUGUGUGCUUCUACAGUCUGCUAUUACCCGUCACCAUUCCAGUCUACGUGUUCUUUCACUUGUGGAAGUGGAUGGGAAUUAAAUUAUUCAGACACAAUUAGUGCUGUUAAGAAUGAAAAAUGAAAAGCUGUACCAUGCGGAUGUGAAAUAAAAGUUUUUUGUUUAUUACAAUA